Molecule: messenger RNA, 1080 nt
Organism: Effrenium voratum
Lineage: Eukaryota; Dinophyceae; Suessiales; Symbiodiniaceae
Source: the annotation of a GenBank genome assembly
AUGUUUGCCAUCUUUGCGGAGGAGCGUGCUGCUCUCACCAUUUGGUUGCGCAAUGCAGGCAAAAGGGCAGCAGCUGCUCUUGAGCAAGCUGUGGCCAUUGCCUCCUUGUCCACCGAAACCAACUUCAACAGCAGUGCUGGACUGAUAGAGAUUCGAUCUGGUGUUUUCAUGCGUGCCUCGGAAGCAGUAUCGGAGGAGAAGCUAAAGCUGAAGCCCGGGCAAAGCGUGGAGGAGUACCUGCAGACCUUGGCCUCCCUCCCGAAGCUUGCUUUCGACACAAACCUCGGCAGCUUUGCAAUGCAGCGAGGGGAGCUGCAGGUCUUGCCAGGCUGGGCAGUGAACUGCGCUGAGCUUCAAGAGCUCUUCCAACUGGACGGGGUCCUUGCCAGCUCGGUGCAUAGGACGGAGCACCGGGAGUGCCUGAAUCUGGCUGGUGAACGUUGCGAUCUCCAUCGCUGGACGUCAGAUCCGAGACCAUGGCCGGUGCCCGUGGCUGCCCGCGGUGCGCGUUGCAGCUGGCUGGAUGACAGCGUCCAGGCUGCAGGAGGCUUUCCCGCAGGUUUGGGGGCAACCCGAUUGCUAGAUGCUACCGAGAGGAUGGCUCACCUGGCCUGUGAGCUGGAAGGCGUCGAGGUCGUGGUGGUCCGGGACCCUCCGACGGUGCAGAUCUUUGAGAGUCUCUCCCAUGCUCGCAUGGUCUACAAGAAGCUGAGAUGGACAAGUGAUGCAUGCUGGUGCUUAUCCAGUUUCUCACUGCAGGAGCCAUGGUGCUCCGAGACAGGUGCUUGGAGUCUUUGCUCCGGACAAGGAGGAGCACCUGGUUCUGCUGUUAAACAGCAGUCAGCCCCUCCCGGCGAAGAGACAGUUGUGAUCGUCCGAGAGAUGAGUCAGGAGAGCCCAGAGCAAGUUGGAGCCAAAGGCGGCCGCGAGGCUUUGCUCCCGUCUGCUUUGCUCAAGGGCCUGUUGCCAGAAGGACUGCUGCGUGCAUUUCGCUUCUGGAGAGGAAGUGAUGGUAUCCUCCGAGCAGAGGAGAUGGAAUCCAUCACAACGCCUGCCGCACAAGAUUCAGGUGGAGAUUGA